Phalaenopsis equestris is the source of this 453-nucleotide messenger RNA. Its product is annotated as sphinganine C4-monooxygenase 2-like. The annotation marks the transcript as partial. The record is from RefSeq and is a predicted model, not a curated record. The transcript is spliced from 2 exons. Lineage: Eukaryota; Viridiplantae; Streptophyta; Magnoliopsida; Asparagales; Orchidaceae.
AUGGUUGCUCUGUUCUUGCGUGCAGCAUCCAUCAAGUUUGAUCAAACGAGGAACGACACUUAUAACAAUUUUACAGUCUCGGAUGAGUUGCUUGGCACCCUUGUGCCCAUUGCUGUAUACUGGAUAUACUCUGGAAUCUAUAUACUGCUUGGAGACAUGAACCAGUACAGGCUUCACACCAAAGCUGAAGAAGACAAUAAGAACGUUGUUUCAAAGAGAACUGUUUCGAGGGGAGUCCUCGUGCAGCAAGCUUUUCAAAUUGCAGUCGUCUUUCUCGUCUUAACGUUCAUGAGUGGUGCUGAUAGAAACGCUGAGCUGCCUCAGCCUUCUGUUCCGGUAAUAAUUCUCCAAUUCAUUGUGGCAAUGGUGGUGAUGGACACCUGGCAAUACUUUACGCAUCGAUUCAUGCACUUUAACAAGUACUUGCACAUCCACCUCAAGCACCACACCCUC